AUGGGAUUCGGAAAAUUCUCAAUCUCAAACACAACCACGCUCUUUCGCUCUUUACUUUCCACACCCACUCUCCAUCAUCACCACCACAUUCCACUCCGCUUCUGCACCACCACCAACCCCCCCUCCGAUCUCGACGACGCUGACUCAGCCACUCCUUCCCCCUCACCCGAACCAACCGAAAGAGCCUUCUACGAUCGACCCCUCGAGAAUGGCCUCGAUCCCGGCAUUUACAGAGCGAUAUUGGUAGGCAAAGCAGGGCAAAAACCGUUGCAGAAGAAACUCAAGAGCGGUACUGUGGUUACUCUGCUGUCAAUUGGAACCGGUGGUAUUCGCAACAAUCGGAGACCUCUGGAUCAUGAAAACCCUAGGGAGUAUGCUAAUCGAUGCGCCGUUCAGUGGCAUAGGGUUACAGUUUAUCCUGAGAGAUUGGGGAAUCUUCUCAUGAAAAAUGUUCUUCCUGGUUCAACUUUGUAUAUUGAAGGAAACCUUGAGACUAAGGUUUUCUCUGAUCCUAUUACAGGACUUGUUCGCCGAAUUAGAGAAGUUGCUGUACGUCGACAGGGUCGUGUUGUAUUUUUAAGUCCGGGUGAUGAUUCUGAGCAACAGGCACAACAAAAUGACCUGAGAGCUGUUGGCUAUUAUUAA
Messenger RNA from Vicia faba (fava bean), 645 nucleotides. NCBI's taxonomy places the organism in Eukaryota, Viridiplantae, Streptophyta, Magnoliopsida, Fabales, Fabaceae. The record is from the annotation of a GenBank genome assembly.